GAGGCUCAAGGAGGCCGGCGUUUUCCCUUCCCCCCUUCCCCUGUUUCUCGGAGUUUCUCGGCCUCCAGGAAGGGAAAUGGACCGGGACUGAAGGCGGCUCCGCGUGAUCCCCGACCCCUUCCCUCCCCCCCUUUCCCCGACUCGGAGAAGCCUCGCAGUGGGGGAAAAGCUGCUCUGAUUUCUUAUUCUACCCACGGCUUGCCAAGCAGUUGAUGCAGAAGGUCAAGAGGGCUCGUCUGGAAAACGAAACUUCGGGAAGUUGGAGAAGUUCCUUGACCAGCUCAGGAGGAAGGCCGAGGAUGACGGCGGUGGACGCGUUGUUGGAGAACGCCGAGGUUGUGGAGAUGGAAGAAACGGCCUCAUCUCAGUUCCACGUGGAGAAGCACUCGUGGGAGGGGCUGCGCGACAUCAUCCACGGAAGCCGCAAGUACACGGGAAUGAUCGUCAACAAGGCGCCCCAUGACUUCCAGUUUGUCCGGAAGACUGAGGAGUCCAGCCCUCACUCUCACCGCUUAUACUAUCUCGGAAUGCCAUACGGGAGCAGGGAGAAUUCCCUCCUCUACUCUGAGAUUCCCAAAAAGGUACGGAAGGAAGCCCUGCUCUUGUUGUCAUGGAAACAGAUGCUGGAUCACUUCCAGGCUACCCCCCACCAUGGGAUGUACUCCAGGGAGGAGGAGCUGCUGAGGGAGCGCAAGCGGCUGGGCGUCUUUGGGAUCACCUCCUACGACUUCCACAGGGAGAGUGGCCUCUUCCUCUUUCAGGCCAGCAACAGCCUCUUCCACUGCCGGGAUGGAGGCAAAAACGGCUUCAUGGUCUCACCGAUGAAGCCGCUGGAACUCAAGACCCAGUGCUCAGGGCCCCGGAUGGAUCCCAAAAUCUGUCCGGCAGAUCCCUCUUUCUUCUCAUUCAUCAACAACAACGACCUCUGGGUAGCAAACAUCGAGACGGGAGAAGAGCGCCGGCUGACGUAUUGCCAGAAAGGCUUAUCCAGCGUGUUGGAUGAUCCCAAACUGGCAGGCGUCGCCACUUUCGUCAUUCAGGAGGAGUUCGAUCGGUUUACAGGGUACUGGUGGUGUCCCACCUCUUGCCAAGAAGGCCCUGAGGGCUGGAAAACGUUACGAAUCUUGUACGAGGAGGUGGAUGAGUCGGAGGUGGAGAUCAUUCACGUUCCUUCUCCCGCCCUGGAAGAAAGGAAGACGGACUCGUACCGGUAUCCCAGAACAGGCAGCAAGAACCCCAAGAUCUCGUUGAAGCUGGCAGAAUUUCAGACAGACAGCCAGGGGAAGAUUGUCUGUGCGCAAGACAAGGAGCUGGUGCACCCGUUUGCUACGAUAUUCCCAAGGGUGGAGUACAUCGCACGGGCUGGGUGGACCCGGGAUGGGAAAUAUGCCUGGGCCAUGUUCCUGGACAGACCCCAGCAGCAGCUCCAAGUGGUCUUCCUCCCCCCCGCGCUCUUCAUCCCUGUCCCGGAAAGCGAGGAGCAGCGCCUGGAAUUCGCCAAAGCUGUGCCUGAAAACGUCCAGCCCUUCAUUAUCUACGAGGAGGUCACCGACGUGUGGAUCAACGUCCACGACAUCUUUUACCCUUUCUGCCAGCUCGAGGGGAGGGAGGACGAGCUCUGCUUCAUCCGCGCCAACGAAUGCAAGACCGGGUUCUGCCAUCUGUACAGGGUCACGGUCCUCCUCAAGAGGGAGAGCCACGACUGGACGCGGCCCUAUGUCCCGAGCAAAGGGGACUUCAAAUGCCCGAUCAAGGAAGAGGUCGCCCUAACCACUGGGGAAUGGGAAGUUCUGGCCAGGCACGGAUCCAAGAUCUGGGUGAACGAAGAGACGAAGCUGGUGUACUUCCAGGGCACCAAGGACACGCCUCUGGAACAUCACCUCUACGUAGUCAGCUACGAGACUCCCGGGGAGAUCGUACGGCUCACCACCUUGGGUUUCUCUCACAGCUGUUCCAUGAGCCAGAAUUUUGACAUGUUCAUCAGCCACUACAGCAGCGUCAGCACUCCCCCCUGUGUGCACGUUUACAAGCUCAGCGGUCCAGACGACGACCCCCUUCAUAAGCAGCCGAAAUUCUGGGCCAGCAUGAUGGAGGCAGCCAGCUGUCCUGCCGAUUACAUCCCCCCUGAGAUCUUUCACUUCCGCACCCAGUCCGAUGUCGAGCUUUACGGGAUGGUGUACAAGCCCCACAACCUCCAGCCCGGGAAGAAGCAUCCCACCGUGCUCUUUGUGUACGGAGGACCUCAGGUCCAGUUAGUGAAUAACUCUUUUAAAGGCAUCAAGUACCUGCGGCUCAACACACUGGCAUCCCUUGGCUAUGCUGUGGUGGUGAUCGACGGGCGGGGAUCUUGCCAGAGAGGCCUUAAGUUUGAAGGGGCUCUGAAGAAUCAGAUGGGUCAGGUGGAGAUCGAGGACCAAGUGGAAGGUUUACAUUACGUUGCGGAGAAAUACGGGUUCGUCGACCUCAGCCGCGUCGCCAUCCACGGCUGGUCGUACGGAGGCUUCCUGUCCCUGAUGGGGCUUAUUUGCAAGCCCCACGUCUUCAAGGUCGCUAUAGCAGGGGCCCCCGUCACUGUCUGGAUGGCUUACGACACCGGUUACACGGAAAGGUACAUGGACGUCCCAGAAAACAACCAGCAAGGCUACGAAGCAGGCUCGGUGGCGCUGCAUGUAGACGAGCUCCCCAAUGAGCCCAACCGUCUGCUGAUCCUCCACGGGUUUCUGGAUGAAAACGUGCACUUUUUCCACACCAAUUUCCUGAUCUCCCAGCUCAUCCGUGCCGGGAAACCUUAUCAGCUACAGAUCUACCCCAACGAGCGACACAGUAUUUGCUGCCCAGAGUUGGGGGAGCAUUACGAAAUCACGCUGCUGCACUUUCUCCAAGAAUACCUCUGAGGGCCGAGUCCCGCCGCAGGCCCUUGCGAACACCCGACGACUCCUGACUCUGCUCCUCACCUCCCCCUUUUCGCCCCUUGGCAGCCUUUGAACCCAGAGCACAAGUCGCCUUCUGCUGCGUGCGCGUCUCUUGUGCCAGAGGUGUCCCGAGUCAAAAGAGGGAAGCGGAGACCGCCCCGUCUGGAUGGCGCAGCUCUCUUACCUUGUUCCUUCAGCUCCUCUCUAGGUUUUUUAAAAACAAAACAUUUCCCUGGGUUUUGCUGCUACUUUUUUUUGUGCUGGGACUAAAGACAGGCGUCCCCCCACCCCACCCCGCUGCAGUUCUCUGUAUGUGUUUCGCUUCCCCCCCUUGUCUCUUCUGCCCCCUACCUUUAAUUGUAUUCCACUCUCUUCCUUGCAACAUUUUCUUUGCUUUUUCUCGCAUUUUGGGAGAUGGAAGAGCCCCCCUCCCCCAGCUGCCAAGAAGUGGAAGAGGAGGGGGGGACACACAGAGGCGAAGGACGGGGCGGUGCAUCCAAGGACAGAUGUUGGUGAUGAUGCGUCUCAGGCUACACCUCGGUGCUCAUUCGUGUCCUCGCUGCGACGUACUCGAAAACUAGGAACUCUGGGAUUGCGGGGCAGCUCCGUCUGAGAAGCAUGAAGUGCUGAUGUUUGGGGAUCCUUCUCUGCAACCCCCCUCCUCACCCCCAGUUUGGGUCAGGUGAUGCUCUUUCAGAAGGGGAAGGCACGGCGCCAGUGCAGCGCUCGCAUGACCAGGGACUGCAGCGGCACCUGGUUUGUUUGUGUUGCAAGAUUAAUUUAUGCAGAUACUCCUCUCCCCGCCCUCCCAUCCUUCCUGUAUCUGUCCCACGGCCCUUUUCUCACACACCCCCAAUCUCCUUCCUCCCCAUGCUGAGUGUUCAGGCGUGUGCUCCAAGUACAGGCACCGCUUCAGUUCUCUGCAGGUCAGCGACUGUAUCCCCUCGCCCAUCCAAUCCAGGCAGGCACGUUGCUCAUUUUCUCUCCCGUCACCCCUCCCCCCCGGUCUUCAGUCCUAACACCGGCCAGCACAGGCUGUAGUUAAGGCCUUGGGGGGGGGGUUUGCCACGUUUAUGCACCUCAGGGGGGGCCCUCCUUGCCUGCUUGCUCACAACCUCCCUUCUUCCUGCCCUUCUCCAGAUGGGGGGGGCAGAGGGGGGGCGCCAUCGAAACCGAGGAGAAGCAUCCACUUGCCUAAAAGAUGAACCACAAAACGACUUGCCCAAGUUAUCUUAAGUGCGUAUUAUGAAAAGAAAAUAUUUUUAUGGAUUCUUAUUCUUUUAUAAUUAUGAGUGUAAGAUGUAGUGACUCAUUAAAAUAUUGGAAACCGGCCCUCUGUUG
Molecule: messenger RNA, 4253 nt
Organism: Gekko japonicus
Lineage: Eukaryota; Metazoa; Chordata; Lepidosauria; Squamata; Gekkonidae
Gene: DPP9
Product: dipeptidyl-peptidase 9
Exons: 21
Coding region: 213-2894 (893 amino acids)
Biological process (GO): proteolysis
Molecular function (GO): dipeptidyl-peptidase activity; serine-type peptidase activity
Source: RefSeq, a predicted model, not a curated record